AUGACCGAACAUACCUUAACUAUUUCAACAAAUGUUAAUAAUUUAUCUCGUUUGCCGAGAAAUGGAAAGAAUAAAAAUUAUUCAAGUUCUCUAACGGAGGAAAACUUAAAACUUCAUACUGGGAUGAUGCCAACGUCACGAGAAACCAAAACACAUUUCGUAUUGGUAUAUGUUGAUUUACAGAAAAAAUUAAUCGCCUUGGAAGCUCAAUUAAGAAAAGAAGCUCAAGAAGCCCAAGAAAGAUUUAGUGCAUCUUUACCAGAUAAUACACCAUCUGUCAUACCUGAAGUAAUACAUGUACCAUCAUUAUCUAAUUCUAGAUCAAAUACUAUUAAGGAUAAAGAAUAUACUUCACCCUUACCAACAAAUGAUAUUAUUUAUUCGAUUGAACCUGAAUAUGGGUCAUCAAGACCAAUUGAAACAAUCCCCAAACUUUUGGACUCUGUAAUAGAUCAUAGAAGAAAAGAUGUAACUUCUUUAAGAGCAGAACCUUCAAUACCACCAUCACCUUCUCAGUCUACCGUAAGAUCAAGGAAUUCUUCACACCGAAGAGCUCCUUUUAUUCAUUUAUCUAAACCUGUUGCUAACAGGACCAAUAGUGCAGACACUAUGCAUACCAUUUCUGUUAAUCAGACUCCCUCGUCAUCUCUUAAUAAUAACGUUUAUAAUUCUUCCCCUUCUUUACCUCCUACUCCAAAUACGACUACCCAUUUUAAUAUGGAAAAAAGGCAUGAAUUGUCUUCAAUUAUAAAUACCUCUACACCACCUUCUCCUGGUAAUGAACAUAAUGAAAAGUGUGAAAACGAUGCUUGUAAGAUACAUCGUGAUAGCGGAAUCUCUUUAGUAUCUCCCGUCAAACCGGGUCAUCAUUCACGUGAACACUCAAUUUCUUCAAUAUUACGGAAGAUGGGAAGUCGUCAUGCUUUCCAGAAAGAACAACAUCAUCAAUUUGAUGGUCAUCGUAAGGAAAGGGGUUGGGCUCCAUUUUCUCCCAAGGAUAACGAUACAGAAUUAUUAGCAUUUCGUUACCCAAGUAUUUAUAAUAACGAUAUUUAUAUUCAUAGAGAUUCUAGUGGGAUGGAUGAACAAGAUAAUAGUAGCAGCAGCGGCUAUGCACUCAUUUCAGAAUUUGAUGGUUGUUCUGGGAAACAAAAAGAAAGGGAACGUUCAGUAACAUUUGAUUUGGAUGAUCAACAAGUGUUAACAUUAGACGAAGAAACCGGAUUGAAUAAGAGGAAGAGAUGUAGUGGCUUAGAUUCAACUAUGAUUCCUCAUAUUGAUCUAUCAGAUUUGAAUGUUUUACCUUUAAUGGAUUUUAAAUAA
Funneliformis geosporum is the source of this 1323-nucleotide messenger RNA. The record is from the annotation of a GenBank genome assembly. NCBI's taxonomy places the organism in Eukaryota, Fungi, Glomeromycota, Glomeromycetes, Glomerales, Glomeraceae.